UGUGACUUCACAAAAUUUAUGACUUCACAAAAUAUUAACAACAAGCGUCCUUAUUCAUAUUCCAACUUUUCCCCUCCUGACCAAACAUCAGGGAAAAAGAAAUUAUUAAUUGACUCUAUUAAUGCAAUUCCUCCGAUUGGAGAAUUGCCACAACUUGACAACAGCAUUCCGGAUUUUGCUAAAACCAUUAUUCAGCAAAAUUAUUCUUUAAUUACCCAUCUGACAAGUCUAUUAAAAAUUGCCACUUCUUUAUUACAAGACACUCAAACUCCAACCGAAAUUUUUGAAGAAAAAGAGCGACAGAGGUCGUUGGUGUUAAUUAAUUUACCUGAACAACCAACAACGACACCACCUUUCGAACGUGCAGUAGCUGACACUAAAGCUGUUCAAGGUUUACUUCACCAGCUGGGUGUGGAGUCUUAUCCUAGUAGUAUAUAUAGGAUGGGUGUUUUUAAAAACCCAGCUGAAAAAGGUCACAAGCCCCGUCCCAUUAAAAUUCUAAUGCCAUCUUCUCAGCAUCAACGGCACUGUUUGUCAGCUUGGAAAAGAGAAAGAAUCAAAAUUUGCAAAGACGAAUUAUCUAACAUUUUCCUUCGGCCCUCUCUGACCUUACAACAAAGACAAUUUGAAUAUGAACAACGAGUAGCAAGGCGUAAGGAACGUGAAAAGGCAAAUAUGGAUGGAAUUGAAGUAAUUAAUACGCAUAAUAAAAAUUUUUAA
Messenger RNA from Meloidogyne enterolobii, 720 nucleotides. The record is from the annotation of a GenBank genome assembly. NCBI's taxonomy places the organism in Eukaryota, Metazoa, Nematoda, Chromadorea, Rhabditida, Meloidogynidae.